GUGGUCAGAGGCAAGUUCCAUCAUUGUCGGUCAUCAGUGCAAACGAGGGUGACUAAAAAAUUUACUUACAAGGAAGCAAGCAAACAAAACAAUCUUUCGUAAACAGGCAAGAAAAGAAGAGAAAUCAAAGUUAGGUCAAUUCUAGUUUGGAUCAGCACGAGAGAUGGUUCAAUUUGCACCAUAAUUUGUAGCCAUGAGAUUAAUCUCUUCCUCGGGCUCAUAUGGUACAUUCUCUACACCAGAUUUGAGUCAUUCCAACCAUUCUCACCGUCGACCACCAUGUGCCGCUGCCGAAGGCGAAUCCUGGCGGCGGCAUUUCAUUUUUCCUUUUUAUUCUUUUUCACAUUCACAUUGUCGCACACCCACUAAAUCACAACGAGUUCGUAGCGCAUCUAUCGAACUCCGACGAAUCCGAAACGCCCCCACCUAACUCGGACAAUCUCGUCAAGCACCCACCAAACCACGAUGAGUUCAGAGCGCAUCCACACGAGUCCGUCGCGCACCCACCCGUCUCCGGCGACCCCGUCGCGCACCCACCCACCUUCGACGACCGCGUCGCACACCCACCAAACGGUUUCAAAAACAUGAAAACGACGUUUUCAAUUUCUUCUUCCUUUUUCUUCUUAUUUCCACUUGGGUUUUUGCUGUUGGGAUAUGCUCACAUGUGGGAAAACCAGAUCUAGUUUUCUUGCAGGAAAGUCGAAGGGCCGACAACUGUUUUUCUACAUGCGACUCCCGGCAACAGAUUUGGAUUUUGUCGGAUUCGGGGUAUUGGGAUUCUUGCAGUGGGGAUCGAUCGGUGGGUUUGGGCUUGAAAAAGGAAGCACUGGAAGCACAAUUGCCAACGACGACAACGACAGAUCGAGGAAUUGCAUCUUUGAUCUUGGGAUGGAAAUGAUGGUGCAUGGUGGGCGACGGUGGCUGGAAUGGUAUGUUUGGAACAAGAGAAAUAACAAAAUAGAGAAAAGAAAAACCCAAACACCGUCACUGGAAAAUGCCUCCGACAGUGAGGCAUGGUGACUGGAAUCCUCAAAUCUGAUGCAGAGAGUGUAUCAUAACAACAUGAGUAAGAGAUUAAUCUCAUGCCUCAAAUUGGAUCACCUAUCAUGUUUGUCUACCCUAGUAAUGGCCUAAAAGUUAAAAUGAGAUAA
Messenger RNA from Glycine soja, 1151 nucleotides. RefSeq lists its product as uncharacterized. The record is from RefSeq and is a predicted model, not a curated record. Bases 655 to 1020 code for a protein of 121 amino acids. The transcript has 2 exons. Lineage: Eukaryota; Viridiplantae; Streptophyta; Magnoliopsida; Fabales; Fabaceae.